CGUUCUCUGGCCAAUUGGGUGACACUGUGUGAUCACGUGACAUCUCUUUCACUUUGUUCCAAGUCUGUUACCUGCUCUGAAAAUGGUAAUGCUGAAAGGAAUACCAUUAUUACUUACACCUGAACUGCUGUAUGCCCUGGCCAAAAUGGGGCACGGAGACGAACUGGUUCUUGCAGAUGCAAAUUUUCCUGUCUCCUCUAUUUGUAAAUGUGGUCCCAUGGAGGUACGAGCUGAUAGCGUGCGUAUUCCAGAGCUAUUGGAAGCAAUAUUGAAGCUCUUUCCUCUUGACUCCUAUGUCGAAUGUCCGGCAGCUGUAAUGGAUCUAGUGGAAGUUGACAGGCAGCGGGGUAUGGUGGUGCCAGUGUGGAGCUGCUACACUGGACUUCUUAUACAAGCAGGAUCAGGUGGGAAUGUUGAGAAACUUGAAAGGUCUGCUUUCUAUGAGCGUUCUAAGAAAGCUUUUGCUGUUGUAGCAACAGGGGAGACUGCUUUGUAUGGCAACAUCAUUAUCAAGAAAGGAGUCAUUCGUCCUGAGGAGCUAUGCUGAAGAAUGCUGAAAUAUUCUUGUGAUUACACAAGUUACCUAUUGACCUUUAAAAAAAAACAACUUUUGGACAACAAGUUGGAAUUGGAGAAGUGCCUAGGUGUUGUAAUUUACUUAUUCCUGCAAUAUGUUCAUUACACUACAGGAAAUCUGCAGACACAGGCCUAUAAGGUAGAAUAAAUGUUAUGACUUAAGCAUUGCUUUUCAGACAUUGAUAGAAGAUUGUAGAAACGUGGUUCCACAGGUUUCAGCUGGAUGAACUUAGUUUCAGAAACUAAGAGACAGCAUUGUUUGGGUGGUUAAUCUUUUGCUUUUCAUAGUUUUUUUUUUUUUAUUCUACUACUUAAGUGGUUAAAAUCUUGCUUCUGCUGAAUGAAAAGCUAAAAAUGCA
Molecule: messenger RNA, 935 nt
Organism: Clarias gariepinus (North African catfish)
Lineage: Eukaryota; Metazoa; Chordata; Actinopteri; Siluriformes; Clariidae
Gene: fuom
Product: fucose mutarotase
Exons: 6
Coding region: 83-547 (154 amino acids)
Biological process (GO): fucose metabolic process
Molecular function (GO): racemase and epimerase activity, acting on carbohydrates and derivatives; fucose binding
Source: RefSeq, a predicted model, not a curated record